UCAUAAAAACCCCGAAAGGAGAAUAGGAGCGUUUUUCUCUCGCGUCCGAAAUGGAGCUAACCUACCAAACGUUGAAAUCUACUUAUCAGGCCAAAGAGGCGGAAGAGAUGCGAUCAGAAGCCCGUCGAAAAAACCUCCUCAUUCUGAUUUUACAUUAUUUAAUGGAUGAAGGUUAUGUCGAUGCUGCAAACGCAUUGGAGCAAGAAUCGAAGCUGGGCUUGCGGCGCUUUGAAGUUUGCGACAAUGUUGACCUUGAGACUAUUUUGAUGGAAUACGAAAGCUACUACUAUGUCAAAUUCCAGAAGUAUCCAAAGAUUACCAAAAAAGCCUUAGACACCACAGACAACAAAUCAAGAGUUGGAGGGAAACAAAAAAGGGCAACAAGCAGCACAUGUCGAAAUCUUCCUAAGAUUCACCCGGCAAAUCAGAGGCCACUUUCGAAAAGUAUUUCUCGUAGGACAGUCGAGCCAAAACAUUCCAUCAAGGAUAGUCCUAAAGAGGAGAGUGAAGACGCUUUUGCCCGAGUGCCAUCUGAGUUUGGUUUAAACGUGUCUGCAAUCCAGAAAGGAAGUGGAGAAGGCACUCAUCCUAGGAGGGGCCAAAUCAUCGAUUUUCGUGGGAUGAUCCAGGAUGCUAUCAAAGGAGCAUCAAAUGAAAUUGCUGUGAACAGCCUUAACUGCAAUCCAGAUCCUUCGGAACGGUUAUUAAAACCUCUGGGUGCCUUUAUUGGGAUGACUGGUGAAAUGAGAGAACUUGCGACAGUUGUGAGCAGGGAUAUCUACCUCCACAACCCGAAUGUAAAGUGGGACGAUAUCAUUGGCCUCGAUGCAGCCAAGCGGUUGGUCAAGGAAGCUGUUGUGUACCCAAUCAGGUAUCCACAACUGUUUACUGGCAUCCUCUCUCCAUGGAAAGGACUAUUGCUCUACGGGCCCCCAGGUACUGGGAAGACUUUGCUAGCCAAAGCUGUUGCCACUGAAUGCAACACAACCUUCUUCAACAUCUCGGCAUCCACCAUCGUCAGCAAAUGGAGGGGGGAUUCAGAAAAGCUUGUGAGAGUGUUAUUUGAACUUGCCCGCUACCAUGCCCCCUCCACAAUCUUCCUGGAUGAGCUGGAGUCCGUCAUGAGCCAACGAGGCACAGUCCCAGGCGGUGAACACGAAGGAAGCCGGAGGAUGAAAACGGAAUUAUUGGUGCAGAUGGAUGGCCUGGCCCGGUCGGAUGAUCUUGUCUUUGUUUUAGCGGCUUCCAACCUGCCCUGGGAACUGGAUUAUGCCAUGUUGCGCCGGCUCGAGAAGAGGAUCCUGGUGGACCUCCCGAAUAAAGAGGCAAGGCAGGCAAUGGUUCAGCACUGGCUUCCUCCCGUGAGCAACAGCGGUGGAGUCCAACUGAGGACGGAGCUAGACUACAGCUUACUCAGUCAGGAGAUGGAAGGCUACUCUGGUUCUGACAUCAAGUUGGUCUGCAAAGAAGCUGCUAUGCGCCCCGUGAGAAAAAUCUUCACUGCCCUUGAAAACCAUCAGCCAGACAGCGGGAGCUUACCUGUAAUUGAACUGGACACAGUCACCACUGAAGACUUCCUGGAUGUCAUCACUCACACAAAGCCCUCUGCUAAGAACUUGAGCCAAAAAUACACCGAGUGGCAAAAAGAAUUUGAGUCUGUCUGAACUCCACCCUCCGGCAAGUCAAGAUUUCAACCAUCCAGAUCCCAACAAAUUUCUGGGAGCCAGAGACUGAAUACUUAACAUUAAAAUGGAUAUUAUUUUUCCUUUCCAAGAGAAACAGAACAAUCCAUUCUCAAAGGUGCACACUAA
This is a messenger RNA of Lacerta agilis (Sand lizard), 1811 nucleotides long. It is a transcript of the gene KATNAL2, whose product is annotated as katanin catalytic subunit A1 like 2. Gene Ontology annotation, molecular function: protein binding; ATP hydrolysis activity; ATP binding. NCBI's taxonomy places the organism in Eukaryota, Metazoa, Chordata, Lepidosauria, Squamata, Lacertidae. The coding region runs from base 51 to 1664 and encodes 537 amino acids. The transcript has 16 exons. The record is from RefSeq and is a predicted model, not a curated record.